AUGACGUCCACGUCCAUCACCACAGUCGGUGGAUUGGUGGUUGUCACUCAAGUCAUCCCUCAGGAUGAAAGGGCAAUCCCACUCCAGGGAGCUCCUGCCACCGCCACCACACAGGCCCCGCCCCCGGCCACGCCCACUGUCUCAUCCUACCCCACCAAGAUGGACGACAUGACCGCCACCUUCCUGCGGGGGGAGCCACAGGUCCUGGGGGUCGUUCAGAUCUUCAUCGGCGUGCUGUGUGUUCUCUUCAGUGCGACCGCCGCCUUCUCUCCGAUCCUGUUGGUCCACGCCCCGUUCUGCCUCGCCGUCACUCUCAUCGUGUCCGGCGCCCUGGCGGUGGCUGCAGCCAGACGGCCUUCAGUCCACACGGUGUGUUCGUGUCUAGUCUGGAACGUGAUCAGCGCCGUGUUGGGCGUGGCCGGCUUGGCUUACAUCUCCUUCCUGUUUAUGGCUCGCCGCCCCUCCUCCCGGCUUUGUGAGACGUGCACAUCAGGGGUCUGGAUUCUGAAUAUGUCCGUGGACGGGUUGCUCGGCCUCUUCAUGGUCCUGCUCGUCCUGCACGUCUGUGUCGCCAUCACCGUCUGUGUCUUCUCCGGGAGAGCGCUCGGACGCCGCUUCAAAAACUACUCACCCAUCACAGUGAUGGUCGACGGCGGCAGCUCUCCUCUGCUCACAGGAGCUGCACGGUGUGACAGUGACGUCGCCCUGCUGGACAAUGAGGGCGAGAAACCUCUGUCUUCACCUCCAGACUCACCCUGAGGAGAGAGAGGAGCGGGGGUAACAUGAGUCAGAGCGCUGACGAUACUACACUCUGACUCCGCCUCCUGUUAACACUUGUAACCACCUUUCCAACUCUCUGUUUCUUUGUUGUUGUUGUUUGUUUUUAUGCUGUGACACGAGUUGCCAACCGUCCUGUAUUAACAUUACUUCUCUUUAAUCACUAACCGACACUUUACUGAUCCAUCAUCAGAUCAACCGCUCAUCAAUCAGUGACACCUGUUGUCCAAUCACAGCUCCUCCUCAUCACAUAUACCUGCAGAAGAGGCAGA
Molecule: messenger RNA, 1049 nt
Organism: Labrus mixtus (cuckoo wrasse)
Lineage: Eukaryota; Metazoa; Chordata; Actinopteri; Labriformes; Labridae
Exons: 6
Coding region: 1-759 (252 amino acids)
Cellular component (GO): membrane
Source: RefSeq, a predicted model, not a curated record